Messenger RNA from Colletotrichum spaethianum, 645 nucleotides. RefSeq lists its product as uncharacterized. The transcript has a single exon. The record is from RefSeq and is a predicted model, not a curated record. NCBI's taxonomy places the organism in Eukaryota, Fungi, Ascomycota, Sordariomycetes, Glomerellales, Glomerellaceae. Bases 1 to 645 code for a protein of 214 amino acids.
AUGGCACUAGGCGCUUCCCGGCUCCCAGCCGGCGAGCCACUCCUCUGGCUCAAGUCUCUCAGCUCCAUCGCCGCAUUCUGGCUUGGAUGCUUCUUCUUUUCCAAGUCAAGGCAUAUCCACCCCAAGCGCAGAAGCACAUUGGCGCUCUCGUUCCUCCUUCAGGCAUCUCUUAUCUUCCUGGCCGCCGCUUUCGCCCAGACCCGUCUCAUCGCCGACUUCGGAGCCACAUCCGUCCAAGGAUCCGACACGAAACACGAAUUCAAGACCUCCGAGGACCCCCUCGUCAUGGUCCCACUUGCCCUCCUCGCUUUCCAAUUCGGCGGGCAGAUCGUCACCAGCAGGAUCUUGGGCUACAACGAGGUUCCAACCAAUGUGCUCACCAGUGUCUACUGCGAUCUUCUGUCAGACCCUAAGCUCUUCGCCCCCUUGAGGGAAAACCCGAAGCGGAACAGGAGGUUCUUAGCUGUGGUUCUCCUUGUACUGGGAGGUAUCGUUGGUGGAUGGUUGCAAAGAAGCCAGGCUGGCAUGCCGGGGGCCCUUUGGAUAUCUGGUGCUGUCAAGUUCAUCAUUGCAGUUGCCUGGAUGGGCUGGGCCAGUAACGAGCCGGUGGAAAGCAAACUUGAAAAGGGAGCCGUAAAUACGUAG